Sphenostylis stenocarpa is the source of this 471-nucleotide messenger RNA. Lineage: Eukaryota; Viridiplantae; Streptophyta; Magnoliopsida; Fabales; Fabaceae. The record is from the annotation of a GenBank genome assembly.
AUGGCGACUAUUGCUGAUAUUAGCCUUUCGGCAGCCAUCAAUCUGUCGUCUGCAUUGAUAUUCCUGUUAGCGUUUGCAAUAUUGCGGCUUCAGCCCUUUAAUGACCGGGUGUACUUCCCAAAAUGGUAUCUGAAGGGGAUAAGAGGCAGCCCAACAGGUUCCACGUUGGUAAAGAAAUUUGUUAACUUGGACUUCGGGACCUACAUCAGGUUUCUGAACUGGAUGCCUGCAGCAUUGCAUAUGCCAGAACCUGAACUUAUUGAUCAUGCAGGCCUUGACUCAGCAGUGUAUAUUCGGAUAUAUCUUCUUGGGGUCAAAAUAUUUGCCCCAAUUACGCUGCUUUCUUUUAUGGUUUUGGUUCCUGUUAACUGGACUGGGAACACAUUGGAAGCAGCCGGAGCUAAGAAUUUGACAUUUAGCGAUAUUGACAAGAUUUCAAUAUCAAACAUUCCAUAUGGAUCAGAUAGGUGA